Messenger RNA from Rhodamnia argentea, 816 nucleotides. RefSeq names its product F-box/FBD/LRR-repeat protein At2g26030-like. The record is from RefSeq and is a predicted model, not a curated record. Bases 1 to 816 code for a protein of 271 amino acids. Gene Ontology annotation, molecular function: protein binding. The transcript has 4 exons. NCBI's taxonomy places the organism in Eukaryota, Viridiplantae, Streptophyta, Magnoliopsida, Myrtales, Myrtaceae.
AUGGCAGGUACUUCGAAGCGGACCUCGGGCCGAAAAGAUGAUGAGGAUUACAUCGAUCUGCUGCCCGAUUGCCUAAUCCACCACAUCUUCUCCUUUUUGCCCACGGAGGACGCCAUCAAAACAUGUGUUUUGUCGAUAAGGUGGCGGUUUGUUUGGACCACUGUCUUGGAUCUCAAGUUCUCCAUCUCUUUCUUCGGCUCUUCUUAUGAUGAAUCGUUCGUGGACGGGGUUUUGACGCAAUAUGCGUGGGCUAAGAUUUCGACUCCUCGAUUACUGUCAUUGUGUGUGAGAGAUCACUAUUUUUAUGAGUCGAUAAGAAUUGUGGAAGCACCAUCCUUACUUGAAGCUGACUUAGAUUUCGAUGUUCCAUCCAUAUCAAGUAUCUGCCUGCUGAAGCAAAUGUUUCCCAAGCUGCAGAAUGCUACUCGAAUUCUUCUCGGUUCUUGGUGGGCUUGGGUUACGCGGAAUCUGAAGAUAGAAGACGCGCAGGUUUCGCUGCCGAGUUGCAAGUCUCUGACCCUACACAUGCCCGUCCCCAGUUUUAGCUUUCCUGCUAUAGUGAAAAUGCUGGCAGCUACACCAAAUUUGGAGAAGCUGUUUAUAAUUUUGAAGCCAUAUGAUCCGUCCUCGAGUGCAUCUGACUUAGACUCUAAGGAAAUCUUGAACAAGAAUUCUUGUCGUAUGAAGAAGAAACUCAAGCGCUGGGCUCAAUAUCUCAAGAAUGUUGACAUUUUUAUUUGUACUGGAAAAUAUGGUCAUCGAAGUUAUGAAGCGAUCACAAAAUAUCAAGGUAGUCGAUUCAAGCAAAUGGCAUGA